AUGGGCUCUUCUCAGCCACCAAGGAUUCUACCUGCCGAUGAAUUAGUCGAAGAGGAGCGUGUGCCCGGGUAUCGACCUGAGUUAUACUAUCCUGCAACUCCGGGGCAAGUCCUCAAUUCUCGAUAUAAAAUCCUAACAAAAAUUGGGUGGGGCAGAACUUCUACCGUAUGGUUGGCGCAGGAGUUGGAUGGUCCAGAAGAAAUGCCUUUCCCAUACGUGACGCUGAAGCUUACCACCGCUGAUCCUGACUUUGAGGACGUUGCUUUGCACGAACUCAACAUGAACAAAUAUCUUACAAAAGACACUUAUUUUGCCGGUUCUCUAUUUGUCAGGGCCGCUUUUGAUCAUUUCAUGGCUACCAGCCCUACCGGAACCGAGCACCUAUGCCUGGUUUUCGAUGCUAUGCGGGAACCUUUGAGUCAAUUUAAAUACCGUCUCCCGGGUGGUUGCAUUCCACCUUCGCUGUUGAAAGUAUACGCGGAGUUCAUAUUGCAAGGGUUGGAAUAUCUCCAUUCCCAUUGUCAGAUCGUCCAUACUGAUCUCAAAACAGACAACAUCUUGAUGUCGUUCGAAGAUGUAAAUGUGGUUGAGGAGUAUGUGAAGGCUCAGGAUGAGCAUCCCAUGCCUCGUAAAACAAUUGGCGACCGAACCAUAUACCUCUCGCACAAUAAUUUUGGUGACCUACGAUCAUACUGGGUGCUGCCACGAAUUGCUGAUUUUGGUCUGGCACACCAUGUAGAUGGGAAAAGGCCCCUUCGUCAUCCGAUACAGCCGCCUCUCUACCACGCUCCCGAGGUCUUACUUGGGGCCCCUUGGUCAUAUAGCGCUGACAUCUGGAAUCUGGGCGUCUUGCUUUUUGAGUUACUAGAAAAUAGGCAGCUCUUCCGUCACCUCGAGUCGCAAAAAGGCGUGUAUACUGCUCAGGCUCAUCUUGCCGAGAUGAUUGCACUGUUUGGACCGCCGCCACAGAAGCUCAUUGAGCAGGAGAAACAGUGGUGCGACGUGCCCUGGGACCGAUCAUUUCCCGGCCCAGACGGUACUUGGUACGAUACAGCUCGUGAAUACUAUGGCGGACCUUUCUUCGACUCAAAAGGCCAUUUCACCCACACCCAAAUCAUUCCCAAGGACGUCAGACUCGACGACUGCGUCACGUGUUUGACAGGAAAAGAAAAAGAGCUUUUUCUCAACUUUGUGAGGAAAAUGUUGCGAUGGUUGCCAGAAGAGAGGAAGACUGCAAAAGAGCUUCGCGAGGACCCUUGGCUGUAUUCAGAUCUCGAUAAAACGUGA
Molecule: messenger RNA, 1287 nt
Organism: Xylona heveae TC161
Lineage: Eukaryota; Fungi; Ascomycota; Xylonomycetes; Xylonales; Xylonaceae
Product: CMGC protein kinase
Exons: 5
Coding region: 1-1287 (428 amino acids)
Biological process (GO): protein phosphorylation; regulation of mRNA processing; spliceosomal complex assembly
Molecular function (GO): protein kinase activity; ATP binding
Source: RefSeq, a predicted model, not a curated record